AUGUUUAUGGUAUUAAUCUCAAAAAAGGAAUUUGAAUUAUUAAAAUUAUAAGUAUUAAUGUUGGUUCUAUUCACAAUAUUUACCAUCACAUAUGCCCGAUUACUCCAAAGAGGACCCCCUCCUAGGAAUGACGAUAAUAGGAGAUAGCACAAUAGCACAAUCAAUGAAUUAUUUGAGAAUUUAGCUAAGAACCUAGAUUAGGAUUAAAAGGAUGAAUUAUCAUUUAUCAACAGCUAUAUAUUUGAUUAAGGAUAUCAAUAUUACAUGAAAUAAAAUCAAGAAAGAAAAGAAAAAAUUCUGGUUGCCUUCUUAGGUAUGGCCGAAGAAUUAGAUAAAUAAACAGAAUAAGAAAAUAAGAGAAUUGAAAAUGAUAUUGAAUAUUUUAGUUCUCUCAAUAAUACAGAUAAAGAUAUCGUAUUAACCAAGAUUUCCAAAGAAUUAGAAAGAAAUUUAAAUGAUACUACAAAACAGUUCACUAGCAAGUAGGUUUUGAACAUUAUCCAAAAACAAAUUGAAGAUUUUAAGGCUAAACCUGAUAGAUCAAUUUUAUCAACAUGGGAUACAACAAGUUCUAUUUAAAAGUAAAAGAAAGAGGAAUAAGAAUUAGAAGAGAUUGAAUAUCAAAUUUAAGAGUUCUUAGAUUAAGGCUUAUCUGAUGAAGAAGUAAAAAAGAAUAUUACUUUAUUUAUUAAUCAAUACUUUAAUGGAACUCAAAACCUGCCAGGUGAUAUAAAAAAUAUAGAUUAGAUUAUCAAAGAUAUGUCUCAACAAGAGAAAUAAAAGAAUUCUACUGAAACAUUCAGAAACAUUAGACAAGAAAUAAGAUAAAUUAUAAGAGACUCACUUAGAGAAGGGAAAUCAGAAGAUGAAAUCAAGGAAACAAUUCAAGAAUUUCUGAAUUAAAAAGGCUUCUAGAACCUCAAUUAAAAUUAAAAAGAAUAGAUUCAAUCAAUGAUUUCAAAUGAGUUCAUCAGAUUUAAAAGAUAAGAAGACUAUAAAAAUAAAGUAUCUUAAAAUUCUACUUAAUCAGAAGACGACAACGAAGAUGAUGAUCCUAUUGAUACAACUACAAAUGGUAACUCAGAAGAAUAACAUACCUUAAUUUAUGUUGGAGUAUUCGGUGCACUUAUAUUUGUGAUGAUUCUACUUUUUGUAAUUAGAAGGUACAAGAUGAAGUAAAACUAAAGUAAACAAAUUAGAUUCAAAAUCCAAGAGAGUUAAUAAGAAGUAGAAUAAAUGGAAUGA
Molecule: messenger RNA, 1245 nt
Organism: Paramecium tetraurelia
Lineage: Eukaryota; Ciliophora; Oligohymenophorea; Peniculida; Parameciidae
Exons: 1
Source: RefSeq, a predicted model, not a curated record